Messenger RNA from Papaver somniferum (opium poppy), 619 nucleotides. RefSeq lists its product as uncharacterized. NCBI's taxonomy places the organism in Eukaryota, Viridiplantae, Streptophyta, Magnoliopsida, Ranunculales, Papaveraceae. The record is from RefSeq and is a predicted model, not a curated record. Bases 77 to 475 code for a protein of 132 amino acids. The transcript has 2 exons.
AUUAGAACAUUUUCAGGAAUCUCUCAUUGAAGUUAAGCUAGCACGUGAUUCAUCUUUGAAAGAGAAAGAUAUUCUCAUGGAAGAGAGGAAUCUAGUUCGCUCUCGACUUCUUAUAGAAAGUGAGGCUGAAUUUAAUUGGGCUGCUAGAGUCCUAAAUAAUGCUAGAAAUGAUCUAGGUGUUAAUGUGAGUCUUCAAACUGAACAUUCGCAAGUGGUUGCAGAUAUUAUUUCCAACUAUGAAGUUCAAAAGAGAGAAUAUGAGGAGAAAUCCACAAACUUAGAAUCUCGCUUGGCUUCAAAAGAAGAGGAACUUGCUCUACGUAGCUUUAAGUAUCAACAAAUGAAGGAAAAUUGGGUUAACUUGGUUAACAAUUCAGGUAACGAUUCUGCCCGCGAAGUUGAAGCUGCUGUUACAAGGGUCUGCAAGGAAAAUGGAAUUCUUCCUUCUAAAUAUAUUUUUUCCAAAGAUCCCUGAUAAUGUGCCUAUCCCAGCUAUUGAAGUUUCUGAGGAUGAAGAUUCUGAAGAGGAAGAGAAUGAUACUGAUGAUGAGCAGACAGAAGCUGAGAUUGAGAAAACUGAGAAAGGAGCUGGUGAAAUUGAAGUUGAUCAAGGUGAAGA